Messenger RNA from Melospiza georgiana, 1821 nucleotides. RefSeq names its product EPS8 like 3 (gene EPS8L3). Gene Ontology annotation, cellular component: vesicle; ruffle membrane; plasma membrane. The transcript has 18 exons. Gene Ontology annotation, molecular function: actin binding. Lineage: Eukaryota; Metazoa; Chordata; Aves; Passeriformes; Passerellidae. Bases 1 to 1809 code for a protein of 602 amino acids. The record is from RefSeq and is a predicted model, not a curated record. Gene Ontology annotation, biological process: regulation of Rho protein signal transduction; Rho protein signal transduction; positive regulation of ruffle assembly.
AUGGGAGACCCCUUCGGCCGCUGGAGCAGCAGCCCCUCCCGGAGCGAAUAUGAGGACAGGACCCCGCUCCAACAUCCCAACAGCUUCGCCCGCCUCAGCGGGAAGAGCAUCUACAACCAGCGCAAGGACUACGGGCAGACGCUGCUCAAGCUCCAGAACGAUUUCCAGCACCGCGUUGAGCACCUGCUGACGAUGCCCCUGGAGCGGGAGCUGCGCAGCGCCGAGGAUUGCCUGGGGCGCCUGCGGGAGCUGGAGGAGCAGGGCCGGGUCUGGGGCCAGGAGGUCCUCCUGGAGGUCAAGGACCAGGAGCUGGUGCUGAGCGAUGUGGAGAGCAAGGAGGAGCUGGAGGCGUUCCCGCUGGGAAGCGUGCAGGGAUGCUCGGCCGGGCUGGACAACGCCGUGCUGGCCAUCAGCGUGCAGGAGAGGAACCGUCCGAGAACCAGCGUGCUGCUCUUCCAGUGCGAGCGCCUGGGGGCAGAGACGCUGAGGAGAAGCCUGGAGAAGGCGCUGGGGCAGAGGAAGGAGGAGCAGAGCAGCCACUUCGGGCACAGCCCCCCGGAGCCCCCCCCGUACGCGGCCCCGGAGCGCUGGGCAGAGGCCCCCGAGCCCGACCCCCACCCACCCCCCCGGCGGGGACCGCUCUCCUCGGAUUUCCGUGCGCCGGAGCUCCCGCAGGUGUCCCGGGGCCGAGCUCCCGGCCAGGCCGUGCCCGAGGCGGAGCGGGAUGCUGAGAUCCUCAACCACGUCCUGGACGACCUGGAGCGCUUCGUGGGGCGGCUGAAAACGGCGCUGAGCUCGCCCAGCACCAAGAAGAAGCUGAAGAAGAAGUCAGCGCUGCCCCCAAAGGAUGAGUACACGGAUUUCUUCCAGAAGGUGAAAUACGCCCUCAACCUCUUGGGACGGAACCGCCGCUACGUGACGGACCCGGACCCCCCCGAGCUGCUGCGCCUCAUCUUCUCUGCUCUGUCCUUCGUGCUCGGGCACUGCCCCAGCCCCGGGCUGGCCCCGGCCGUGCAGAGCCCGCUGCUCGUGCCCGAGGCGCUGCAGCUCCUCGAGGAGACCCUGGGCGAUGACGAUUACGGAGUCUGGAAGAGCCUCGGCACCGCCUGGAACAAAUCCAGGGCCGAGUACCCCAAUAGCGACCGGGUGCCCGCGUACACCCCGGUGUUUUCGGACGGGUGGCUGCCCCCCGUGAUGGAGCAGGAGCGCCGGGGGAGCCUCCAGGACAGCGCAGCGCCUGCCUCAGUUUCCCCAGCUCUGUCGCGACCCUCGCGGUCCCUGCCCCCCGCCCAGGCACCGGGCACGGGCUGGAGGGACCAUCCCGGCCGAGGGAGGUGGGCACUGACGCAGCCCCUCCGCACCCCCAGAUCCCCGCUCCCCGCCCAGGGGCUGGUCCGAGCCCUGUACGACUUCCAGGCCAGGAACUCGCAGGAGCUGAGCGUCAGGAAGGGGGACACGCUGCAGGUGCUGGACCAGCAGAGGAAGUGGUGGCUGGUGCAGGACGAGCGGGGGGACAGGGGACACGUCCCUGGCAACAUCCUGGAGCCCCUCCCGGAGCCGGGGCUCGGCUCCACACAGGACAGUCCCCCCACCCUGCACCCCAACUCCUCGCCGGCAGAGGUGACGGCCUGGCUGCUGGACAAGGGCUUCUCACGGAUCACGGUGCGGACCCUGGGGGUGCUGCGGGGACGCGAACUGCUGCAGAUGAGCCCGGACGAGCUGCGAGGGGUCUGUCCCGAGGAGUGGCGCAGGGUCCUCUUCAAGCUGUCCCCCAUCAGGACAUCCCUGGGGAUCGGCCCCAAUGACUGAGCCCCCGAGGCC